Messenger RNA from Lates calcarifer (barramundi perch), 1519 nucleotides. It is a transcript of the gene hsd17b1, whose product is annotated as hydroxysteroid (17-beta) dehydrogenase 1. The record is from RefSeq and is a predicted model, not a curated record. Gene Ontology annotation, molecular function: estradiol 17-beta-dehydrogenase [NAD(P)+] activity. Gene Ontology annotation, cellular component: cytoplasm. NCBI's taxonomy places the organism in Eukaryota, Metazoa, Chordata, Actinopteri, Centropomidae. Gene Ontology annotation, biological process: estrogen biosynthetic process. Bases 159 to 1031 code for a protein of 290 amino acids. The transcript has 6 exons.
ACACAGAUGUUUAGAAAUUACUGGCCUUGUGAAAGCAAAAUACACAAAAACACUUUUUCACAUGCCUCUGUCCUAUUGUCAGAGUCAUUUCAAGAGUGUCUUCCUCACUUUGCUCCAGCUGCUCUCUACUGAAGCAGAACGCCAGUGAGCCAGACUCCAUGGACAAGAAGGUGGUGCUGAUCACAGGCUGCUCCUCAGGGAUCGGUCUCAGCCUGGCUGUCCGGCUAGCCUCUAACCCUGACAAAACAUUCAAAGUCUAUGCCACAAUGAGGAACCUGGCGAAGAAGGAGCGUCUUUUAGAGUGUGUGAAAGGCCUGCACAAGGGCACCUUGGACAUUCUCCAAAUGGACGUCACAGACCGGCAGUCCAUUCUGGAUGCAAGAGACAGGGUUGUGGAGAAACGAGUGGACAUUCUGGUGUGUAAUGCUGGUGUGGGUUUGAUGGGGCCACUGGAGCUGCAAUCCUUGGACUCAAUGAGGCAGAUUCUGGAGGUCAACCUCUUAGGUACCAUCCAGACCAUCCAGGCUUUCCUACCGGGGAUGAAGGCUCAGGGCCAUGGCCGCAUUCUGGUCACCGGCAGUACAGGAGGGCUUCAUGGUCUCCCUUUUAAUGAGGUGUACUGUGCCAGUAAAUUUGCAAUAGAGGGAGCAUGUGAGAGUUUGGCUGUCCUCCUACUACACUUCAAUAUCCAUGUGAGUCUCAUUGAGUGUGGUCCAGUCAACACUGACUUCCUGGUCAACCUGCAGAAGGCAGACCUUGGGGAUACAACUCUCCAACAGGUCGAUACCCACACACUCGGCCUCUAUGAAAAAUACCUGCAACACUGUGACUCUGUUUUCCAAAACGCAGCACAGGACACUGAGGAUAUUGUAAAGGUGUUUCUAGAUGCCAUCCAGUCACCCAGCCCUGCAUUCAGAUACUUCACCAGCGGUGUCGUUCCACCUCUUACCCAGCUGAAGAUCACAGAGCCAGAUGGCUCACUGUGCAUCCAUGCUAUGAGCAAAAUAAUUUUCUCAGCUGAGGAAAAAUAAUUUCCUCUCUUGCACAUGCACGCUUCUACUUCAUGUGCAGACUUGGACCUCCUUAAUUUUAUGUACAGAAGUUAAUAUUUUGCUGUUUUCAUUUGGUUUCCUGGAAUAAAGUUGAUGAUCUAUGACUGACUGUUGUUGCUCAACUGGAAAGGGAGUGAGUUCGGAGUUUUGUGGCUACAGUUCACACAAGGGAGUGACCCUAUGUUUCUAUUUUUGAAUGUCACUUGUAAAAUGUUACAACCCUGAUCACAAAAAUAUGAAAAUACCCCACGUUCUGGUUGGUGGAGAAAUAUUUGACAAUAUUUGUUUUAAGUGAUACAAAAGCUUUUGCAUUCCAGAUAUUUGAUGUAGCUCCCAGGAGUUUCUCCACAGGCAGUGAAAGCAAAGUGCAUAAUUUGAAUGAACGCAACUGAAUAUUGUCUUUUCUGUUGUUGACUUUACUGCUUGCCUUAAAUUGCUUGAUUAGUUAUAAAUGAAUAAAGAAUUUA